AUGACAUUCUUCCCGCAAGGCAUUUAUAAUGGGGAUCUGUUGAUGAUGAUUGGAACAGCGGCCAAGACACCGAAGCCAUAUCAAGCGCUUGCUCAAGCUGGAACAACAUUGCAAGCGCCAUUUGAUCCAUUUUCUGAUCUAUGGACCAGGUCGGAAGAGGAUCGUAUACGUAUGCACCGUCAGAAAACAUAUGACUUGGAUCUUUUAGAGCUUAGGAUCCAAAAGGAUCUAAGGGAGCAUGAAGAUCUAUAUAUUCAAUAA
Molecule: messenger RNA, 261 nt
Organism: Sclerotinia sclerotiorum 1980 UF-70
Lineage: Eukaryota; Fungi; Ascomycota; Leotiomycetes; Helotiales; Sclerotiniaceae
Exons: 3
Coding region: 1-261 (86 amino acids)
Source: RefSeq, a predicted model, not a curated record